Marmota monax (woodchuck) is the source of this 5873-nucleotide messenger RNA. RefSeq lists its product as uncharacterized. Lineage: Eukaryota; Metazoa; Chordata; Mammalia; Rodentia; Sciuridae. Gene Ontology annotation, biological process: virion assembly. The record is from RefSeq and is a predicted model, not a curated record.
UCUGUAACUAGGGUAACGGGGCUCUGUUUCUGUAACUGGGGUGACUGAGCUAACUGUGAUUGGUUAGGCUUCCCUCUGCUUGACUGCACUGUCCCGCUUCUGUAACCUGGCUUGCUUGCAUUGGCUAGACCCCCGAACAUCCCUUUUGCGGUUUUCAGGCUUAUAAAGAGUGCCCUUGCAAUUGUUCGGGGCUGAUCAGGGGAACAGCUUUAUGUUCUGGUCAGCCGCCACCGGUGUGCUUCAAUAAAGGCUUGAUUCGAUUAUAUGUGAGUGGUCUGGAAGUCAGUUUAUGAAACCCUGGGACAAAGCUUUAACUAUAACAGUUUGAAAACAAAUCUCAAGGACUCACCAGUCACAUUUCCUUGACUUCAGUCUCAUGGAACUUAAUAUAUUUACCUUUUUAUCCUUUUGGAAUCAGGGAGAGAUCUUACCUGAGAUGUCCAAGGAAUUUUUGCAAAAAAAAAUGUGGUCUUCUGAAAGGUUAAUAAAAUAGGUACUUGUCACUCCGUUUUUCUGUAUGCUUAACAAAACACUGUUGAAAUCUUGAGAACUGUUUGCUAAUCUUGUUCCCAGAAUGUACUGUCCCCAACUGCCAAACUGCAGAAUGUACUCCCUCACUCAGUUGCAGGCAAACCGCCCACUCGCCCUGACCCGUCAAUGAACUUCCCUCCCUGCCCUCUCCAAGGAAAGUAUAUAAGCUCUGCUUAAGCUGUUCUCAGGGCUCUUUGCUCUAUUCAAGUGAGCUCUGAGCCCCAGCAUGCUGGACCCCCAAUAAACCCUUUGCUGUUGCAUGAGACAGUCUCUUGGUAGUCUCUUCCUCCCACGCUCGCCCGACCUUUACAUAUGGAGGUUCCACUGAGAUCCGGCAGUGGCGGACGAAAGACCCCCAAUGGGCUCCUCUCGGGUAAAACGCCGGACCUGGCAGACUCUCUGUGCCUCAGAAUGGCCCACCUUUGGAGUCGGAUGGCCCCCAGGAGGAUCUUUCUACUCCCCACUAAUUCAAAAAGUCAGAGAUAUUGUCUUUCAGCCGGGGCUACAUAGCCAUCCAGAUCAACAGCCGUAUAUCUUAACUUGGCAAGACCUCUGCAAAUCUCUUCCUCCAUGGGUGAAGCCUGUCCUUGUCCCUGCCCCCGCUCCUAUUCCUUCCCCCAAGAUUCUAUCUCUCAAACCUUCUGCUCCUCCUCCUCCUCCACCCUCUGUUCUCCCUGAGUCUCUAGAUUUGACUCUACUGGACUCUCCUCCCCCUCCUUAUCUCCUGCCCUUGUCCCCCAACCCCCAACACCCUCUAAGUGAUUCCCCUGCUGCUGACUCAGCCUCUCCACCAUUGGAGGAAGCUGAGCCGGCCCAGCGCCCUCUAGAUGACUUCCCCAUGGCACACACAGCCCCUCCUCCCCUGGAGGAAGCUGGCCCGGCUAAAGAAACUCGCCAGCGGCGAAUGAAUAAAAACCCUGAAGCCCCCGUGAUACUCCCCCUCCGUCCUUAUGGGCCAAUGAUUGACAAUGGCCAUGGAGGAGAAAUGCAAGCCUACCAGUAUUGGCCUUUCUCCUCUUCAGACCUAUAUAACUGGAAAAAUAACAAUCCCCCUUUUUCCGAGGACCCCACCCGGCUCACAGGUCUGGUUGAGUCAUUGAUGUUUUCACACCAGCCUACUUGGGAUGACUGCCAACAACUCCUAGGCACUCUCUUCAUGACAGAGGAACGAGAGAGAAUCCUCCUGGAAGCUAGAAAAAAUAUCCUCGGACCAGACGGGCAACCGACACAACUUCCCAACAUAAUCGAAGCCGACUUCCCCUUGAACCGACCCAACUGGGACCCCAACACCUCUGAAGCCCUCCACAGAGAUCUCAACAACUUCAGAACUACGCACCCUGAAGUCACCCUGCUUCAAUAUGUGGAUGACCUGCUACUGGCAGCUGACACCAAGGAAAACUGUGAGUCUGGAACCCAAGCACUAUUAUCCGAGCUUGCUCAACUUGGGUAUAGAGCUUCUGCCAAAAAGGCCCAAAUUUGCCAGCAAGAAGUAAUCUUCCUGGGCUAUUCCCUUAGGGGCGGUAAACGAUGGCUCACUGAGCCCAGAAAACAAACUGUUGUGCAGAUACCACCCCCAUCUAACAGAGAGUUUCUUGGGACUGCUAGCUUUUGCAGGUUAUGGAUACCUGGGUUUGCGUCCUUAGCUGCUCCUUUAUACCCGCUGUUAAAGGGAGAUGCCCAAUUCCAAUGGACCCCUGAGCACCAGCAAGCUUUUGAUAACAUCAAAAGGGCGCUGCUAUCUGCUCCGGCCUUAGCACUCCCGGAUGUAGAAAAACCCUUUACUCUCUACAUUGAGGAAAAGAAAGGAAUAGCACGAGGAGUGCUCACUCAGACUCUAGGACCCUGGAAAAGACCUAUAGCCUACUUGUCUAAAAAGCUGGACCCAGUGGCUGGUGGAUGGCCCCAUUGCCUAAAAGCUAUAGCAGCUGUGGCCCUACUAAUCAAGGAUGCUGAUAAGUUAACGCUGGGGCAGAAACUAACCAUUAUAGCCCCCCAUUCCCUAGAGAGCAUCAUCCACCAGCCACCAGACAGACGGUUAUCAAACUCUAGAAUAACACACUAUCAGAGCCUGUUGCUUGACAAGGAGAGAAUAAUGCUGGGACCCCCCCGCCCCGCUUAACCCGGCUACACUACUACCUGAACAAUCAUCAGGACCCGUCACUCAUGACUGUCAACAUAUACUGGCAGAAGAAACCAGUAUACAACGGGAAUUAAAGGAUCAGCCACUGCCCCACCCUGAGGUCAUAUGGUUCACUGAUGGCAGCAGCUUCCUCCAGGACGUCAGGAGAUUUAACUACGUCGGAGCACCCCGACAACUUAACAUCUAAGGACACUGACACUGAACUCCUCGACUUCACUGAGCCCAGCCUGCAAUUUCAGAAAGCACCUACGAGGAACCAGACCAGGACAAUUCUGGGAAAUGGACUUUACUGAAAUUAAGCCAGCAAGACUUAAAGCUCUUGAAAGAACUCAGCCAUACCUGUAAAAACAGCUGGCCACUGCCUACCAACCUGGGGACGAAGGGACUCCACACCGAUAUCAACUAGGAGACUUCAUCUACGUAAGACGACAUCAGGUGUCAUCCCUGGAACCCCUCUGGAAAGGACCAUACCAGGUGCUACUUAUAACACCUACAGCGGUAAAGGUAGACGGAACCACUUCCUGGAUCCAUGCCUCUCAUCGCAAGCCUGUGCCCUGUCCAGACUCUGGCUGGAAAUUGGAAAAGACUGGUAACCCUCUCAAAUUGCGUAUUUGCCGUGUGGAUAGGGCUAUGGACUCUCCCCUUGACCACCAGUAGUCCUAACCCUCAUCAGCCCAUUCAGCAGCGAUGGCUGAUCACAAAUCCUACUGGACAGGAAGUAUGGUCUAUCUCGCAUACAGCUCCUUUAGGGACCUGGUGGCCAUCUCUCCACCCAGACAUUUGUCAGUUGGCUAUGGGUCUUUCCUAUUGGGAUAUCCCCAAUGAAGAGGAUCCCACUAAAAUUUCAUUAAAUCCCUUCCAUACCAUAGAUAAUGGAAACAAACAUUAUGGAUGUAGAGACACGCAAGCCAGAUGUAGGUUGGCUAGCCUAGAUUACUAUGUUUGCCCGGCGGACUAUUGAAGCCGCAAACAGUCACGGCUGUGUGGGGGAAAAACUGACUUCUUCUGUAAGUCAUGGGGAUGUGAGCAUACAGGGACUGCCUAAUGGAACCCAAACCUCUGCCGGUUCUCAGACCAUUGCUCCCUUGCUGAGGUAGCAAGUACUGAGGUACCCCUCCACCCACUCACUCCUCUCUUCUCCUGUCAGUGCCCGCACCGAGUCCCACCAGGUCCUCUUACCAGCUAACCCAAAGCUCAAACCAGCUGAGGAGAGCCCUCAGACCCCUAUCCAAGAUGUAAUGAAAAUGGCCUUUAAAGUUGCUUUGUCAUCACUGAAAACAGGUUACUAAGAAUUUAAAGUCCCUCACAGGCUUUUUGGGAUACUCACUCCCAUCUUCCCUUCUGCUCUACCUGUUCUACUACUCAAGUUUUUGUUGCUAGGAAAAUCCCAAACCCCUUUCCCAUUAUUCUUUUACAUCUCUCCUUCCUCAUUCUCAGAUCCACGGAGCUGCUCUCAGCCCCGCCUUUCCCGUCUUCCCCCUCUAUACCAGGCCCACAGAAAAGUCUUAACUGACCUUCUCCAGAAGUCUUCACCAUGGCUAACUUUAAGACUUUCAGCAAAAGAGUCCCUAUAAAAGAGUUCAGUGUGAUAAACUUCCUCUUUUCGUGUUGCCCUGUUCUACUUGGCCACUGGCUAAAAAAUCAGCACUCCUAAGCUAGACACCCCCUUGCUAGUUUUUCACAAAAUAUGUGAACAAGGCCUCUGGCCUUGAGCUGGGGCUUCACAGAGAUGGCUACAUUUCUAAGAUAAAGAAGUUACCAACUGGGCUCCAUGGUAACAGCUGGCAGGGGGAGAAAAGAAAGGAAAAAAAAAAGCUCUCCCCCUCCCAGAUGUCCUUAAAAAGUUAACUUGUCCAGAACAGAGGAAAAAAACAAACAAAAACUGCUUUUUAUAAACUUCUGCAGACUGUGAACUUCUGAGCCCCUUCCCUUACAUGUUGGGUACAAAAUUCUGAAACUACCUAAACUUGGGGUUCAGGGGAUUAAUUGAUUACAACAGAAGCAAUGCCCUCUGAAUCCGAUUGCAACCAAAUAGGACCGUUUCCCUGUCUUCGGUGCUAUCUUAGGUACCUUGCCUUGUCCGUCCCUACAACAGUAUAAUUCUAUAUACUUAAACAUUGUUUAUGUUUUCAUAAAAUGGUCAACAGAUGUAAUUAAUUAUAUAAUGGUGCAGAUGUUUCCCAGAGUGCUCUAUCAUGACGCAGGUUCAUUUGAAGAUCAAAUAGGGGGGCAUACAACCCGGUUCCGCUGGGAACCUGUAUCCCUCACUUUAGCCAUCCUAUUAGGAAUAGGAGUUGCUGCAGGGGUGGGCACAGGAACCACUGCCCUGGUCCAUGGGAUACAACAAAUGACCCAAUUGAAAAACAGCAAUAGACCAAAACUUAAAGAUAUUAGAAACCUCCAUCACAGCUUUGCAGGAAUUUUAACCUCUCUCUCUGAAGUUGUUUUACAGAACAGGCGAAGGUUGGACCUCUUCUUCAUGAGAGAAGAGGGCCUUUGUGCUGCAUUGAGGAAAAAUGUUGUUUUUAUGCUGACCAUAUUGGAGUUGUAAAAAAAAAUCUAUGAGUAAAUUAAAAAGACGCCUUGAAGAGCGUCAAUGAGAGAGAGAAACCCAAAAAGGGUGGUUUGAGUCUUAGUUCACACAGUCCCCCUGGUUAAUUACGCUUUUAUCAGCCCUGGCCGGUCCAUUAAUAAUCCUCAUAUUAUUGCUAACUGUAGGACCCUGUUUGCUCAACCGGGUAGUUUCCUUUCUCCAAGCUCAAAUUGAACAAGUUAAACUUAUGGUAAUCAGACAACAAUAUACCCCACUAGCAGACAUAGAAUGUGACACCCCCCAAUGAUCACUUUUAUGAUUAAAAGUAGCCAGAAGAAGAAGUGGGGAAUGAAAGGUUAAUAAAAUAGGUACUUGUCACUCUGUUUUUCUGUAUGCUUAACAAAACACUGUUGAAAUCUUGAGAACUUUUUGCUAAUCUUGUUCCCAGAAUGUGCUGUCCCCAACUGCCAAACUGCAGAAUGUACUCCCUCACUCAGUUGCAGGCAAACCGCCCACUCACCCUGACCCAUCAAUGAACUUCCCUCCCUGCCCUCUCCAAGGAAAGUAUAUAAGCUCUGCUUAAGCUGUUCUCAGGGCUCUUUGCUCUAUUCAAGUGAGCUCUGAGCCCCAGCAUGCUGGACCCCCAAUAAACCCUUUGCUGUUGCAUGA